Messenger RNA from Procambarus clarkii (red swamp crayfish), 2481 nucleotides. Its product is annotated as WW domain-binding protein 11. Gene Ontology annotation, cellular component: spliceosomal complex. The record is from RefSeq and is a predicted model, not a curated record. Gene Ontology annotation, biological process: RNA processing. NCBI's taxonomy places the organism in Eukaryota, Metazoa, Arthropoda, Malacostraca, Decapoda, Cambaridae.
AUGAUGGGAUAUUCACAACACAAACACCAUUCGGUACUUGUUUACUGUGGGCUGCUACCUUCCACUGAUUUUUCUCAAUUGAUUCUUGCUUACAGACACGGUGCCAUGGGUAGACGAAGUAUAAAUACCACCAAGAGUGGUAAAUACAUGAAUCCAACAGAUCAGGCCCGUAAGGAGGCUAGAAAAAGAGAGCUGAAAAAAAACAAGAAACAACGGCAGAUGGUUCGAGCAGCAGUACUUAAGGGAAAAGACCCAUCACAAAUCAUCAUGGAGAUGGAAAAAAUUGACAGUAUGGAAUACAAUGUUGAGGUCCCACCAGCUCUCAGUGAAAAGGUAUUAAAAGAUAAGAGAAAGAAGCUAAGAGAGACUCUUGAUCGAGUUCUUAAACUGUAUGAAAGAGAAAAUCCAGAAUACUGGGUUGAAAUUCGUCGUAUGGAAGGGGAUUAUGAGAAGAAAAGGCAAGCACUUAUUGAAUAUUUUGAGUCAGUUCGACAUGCUCAGGCAGUUACGGUAGAUGAGAUUCCUUUACCAAAUCUUGACAUGCCUCCAGUACCUGAUGCAUUGAUGCCUGAUCUGCCACCUCCCCCAGAGAUAGUUCCCUUGCCAGUGCCAAAUGCUCAUAUGGUUCCUUCUCAUAGUAUUCUUAAAAAAUUGUCAGCAUAUGUACCACCUCCAGCUGAACCAAAAAAGCCUCCAGGUUGUCCUCCAACACUGCCACCUGACCUUAGUGAUGAUGAAGAGGAGGAGGAGGAGGAGGAGGAAGAGGAGGAAGCAAUGGAAACAGAACCUGCUGUUCCUAGUACAGAGAAAGAGGAGGCAGAGGAAGAAGAAAAGGAAGAUGAUGAUGAUGAAACUGAGGAGAAAGAUAAGAGUCAAACACGAAGCCGUACUAUUCGUUUUGAAGAUGGAGAAGAUUCGGAUGAAGAAAAGGACACGAGGGUUACAAUAACAAAUUCUAAAGGACUAACCAGCUUACAGACUAAGCUAUUGCAGAUGUCAGGCCAAGACAUAGAUGACUUCAUGAGGGAAACUGAAGUACUUUUCCGUGAGAAGGAGGCAGAGCGUAAGGCUGAUCUCAGGGCUCGAUUAGAUAAACUGUACGAUGAUGAGCCUCCAAGACCUAAUCUUCAGCAACCAAUGCUGAAUGUGCCACCUCCACAAGCUAGAGGGCCAGCUGGUCCUCCUAUAGGUCUUCCUCCAGGUACUACAGCAUCACAGCCAACUCCCACUAGUCAGGUUGCAUCCCAAGCUUCUUACCUUCCUUCUGCUCCACCACCAACAACAGUCUCAGUAAGUGGACCACCUGGAGUCCCACUUGUCACAUUGCCUGUGGCCCCACCAGGAACCACCUUGUCCCUUCCACCAACAUCUGUUCCACUUAUCCCACCAGGUGUUACUCCCACAGUUGUGCAGUCCACUCCAAAUGUUGCUCCAGGUGGCCAUCCUGUAGGACCCUUAGGAUCAUCUUCAGUGGUUCCCUCUAUUAUUCCACCUUCUAUUCCACCAGUGAUUCCUCCAGGAGCACCUCCAACAGGCAUUCCAGGUGCACCACCUGGAGCACCACCACUUAUGUUUCGCCCACCUCCACCAAUGCGCAGUGGUCUCCCACCACCCCCAGGAGUUCGUCCACCACCAGGGCCUCCUCCACAAGGAAUGCCCCCCCGACUACCUAAUAUGCGCAUGCCACCACCAAUGCCUCCUCGUUUACCUAUGCGUCCGCCAGGUGUUCCACCCGGUAUGCCACCACCAGGAAUGCCUCCACGUGGCCUUCCUCCAGUUCACAACCCAAAUGUGCUGUCUGCAGGUCCUCAACUUAUUGCUCGACCAAGGGAAGACGACAAAAAGCAUUCGGCAACCAUCGAAGCCAAGCCACAGAUCAGGAAUCUGAGUGCAGAUGUAACUCGCUUCCUUCCAACUGCCCUGAGAGUAAAGAGAGAAGACAGAAAGAAAUUAGGAAAGGCACAAACAGAUAUCAAAGAAAUGGGAGGCAAGGCUGAAGAGACUGAUCGUAAACCCACCAAAGAUGAUGCCUAUUCUCAGUUUAUGAGAGAGAUGGAGGGGCUGUUGUAGAAGUGUGCUUGCCUCCCCCCCCCCCUCUUUGUUCCUUCUCUCAUUUAAUCAACUUUGAUUUCAUUGCCUGAUCUUUGCUGUAAUUCAUGCAAUAAGAGUUCUUACAUCUGUUGCAGGCUUUUUUUCUUUCUUUGUAUCUUCAACUGGUAUCUAUUUUUCAAGUGUUUUCACUUAGUGUAAAUAUGUACAAGAAAAAUGUUGAUAAAUUAAAACUCUUGAGCAUAAUAGAGGUAUUAGAUUUAUCAUUGAAAAUAUAAGUUAUUAAAGCAACAAAUUUUAGUUAUUAUGGGCUUGUAACAUAAAUCAUUGUAUACCAUCAAAGAUGUAGAAUAUUAUGCUCAGAAGUAAGUUUUUAAAUAUUUUACCCAUUAUACAAUUAAGAUAACUUUGAAAAUAAAAAACGAGCUCUAC